GCCACGAAGAAGUGUUGUGAACAAGGAAGUGAGUAUCUUACAGGAAGCCAGCGUUAAGCUGCCUUUUGUUUUGUUUUCUCUAUCGACUUAAUACGAGUCAUUUCUCACCAGACUAGUUCGCUAGAUUAGUUAACAGGUUAUCUAUUCAUCUUCUUUGUUUCUGUUAAGUUAAUGUCUGUAUGACAGUUUGGUGACAUUAGUUAGCAGUGAGCUAACAGCGGAGCUAACAGGCCGCAUUAGAUAGACACCACAGAACAAAGCUCCAGGCUGCUGUCACCUGUUCGUCGCCCAGGUAACGCUACCUGUACCCGGCUAACAGACACCACAACAAGUCGGUAGUGAGAUUGGAUGAGCAUGUACGCCCCGCCGGGUUCAGCUGUACCGGGAGGCCGGAGGAGGAGAGGAGGGACCUCUCUGCCGAAGCAGCCGGAGCGGAGCCUGGUGUCGGCUCUGCCCGGAGCUCUGUCCAUCACGGCGCUGUGCACAGCGCUGGCCGAACCGGCCUGGCUCCGGGUCCACGGAGGGACCUGUCCGAGACAAGAGCUCGGGGUGGCGGAUGUGCUGGGCUACAUCGACCCCAAGCUACUGGAUGAUUACUGUGUGAACCCGCAGACCAUCUUGCUGAUGAGAGUGAUCGCUGCCUUCUGUUUCCUGGGAAUCCUGUGCAGUCUGAUUGCUUUCCUCUUGGAUGUGUUCGGACCAAAGCACCCUGCACUAAAGAUCACACGCAGAUAUGCAUUUGCACAUAUUCUCACAGUGUUGCAGUGUGCCACAGUCAUAGGCUUCUGCUACUGGGCCUCGGAGCUCAUCUUGUCACUACAGCAGCAACACAAAAAGUACCACGGCUCCCUCAUAUACGUCACUUUUGCCAUCAGCUUCUACCUGGUGGCAGGGGCAGGCGGAGCCUCUAUCCUCGCCACAGCCGCGAACCUGCUGCGCCACUACCCCACCGAGGAGGAGGAGCAGGCUUUAGUGCUGCUCUCAGAGAUGGAGGACAGCAGUGAAACUUUUCCUGCCGAUUAUGACAUUGCCAAUCAGUUUCAGCCGCCGCCUGCCUACACGCCCUAAUGCCGCCAGACUGGCCUUGUUAACACUCGCUUCUCUCUCUCUCUCUCAGCACGGCUAUUGGCUCGAUGAGCAAACCCCACUCUUUAUCAAAUGGAUAUCUUCGCAAAUACUAUCUCCAUAAUGAACACGGCGUGCACAGUUAGUGCACAAACUCCUUGACUGACUGACAGUGCUUGGGUGCAUGAAAAGCUUUCUUUUGUGGUGGCAGACAUUUAGGAGAUGAUUCUUACUUUCACCACUGAAGUGGUUAGGGAUUUGCAUGUAAAUGGCUUUUAGGAUUUGGUUCUUACAUGUAAAGCAAACUAAACUGCGAGGAGUGCUCAACAUGGUUCAUCAUAAGUAAUUGAUGAAAUAGCCGCAGCCCGAUCAGUGCCAAUUUAUUGAGGCUGGGCUGUCGGCAGAUUGUCAGCGGCUGUAUUGCUCUGGGUCGGAUCAAGGAUGAAGCUUUGUUAAGCAUCAUUUUGAUUUAGAUUUUGACAUGCUUGCGGUGUGUAUGAUGUUAUUUUACUGAUGCAUCAAAAAUGCAGAAAUACACUGAGAAGAUUGUAUAAGACAUUUUUCAUAUAAAGUAUCAAAUGGACCUGAUUAUUUAUUAUUUAGUUGUCUGUGCUGCAUCUUAUUUUCCUUUUCUUUUGCUUUGUAGACACCCGUCACAGGUUUAGUCUUAUUAAUUAAUCACAUCUUUUAUUUGAAAUAGUACUUAAAAAUUGUCAAAAAAAAAAUGUGAGACCCAUCUUUGUGGUGUUUUAAAAAGGAUUAUGGCAUCGAGAACCAUCAGCCACGGAGAAAUUGAGAAACAUGUUUCACAAUAAGAGACAUUUAGUAACAGGAACCUCACCGCAUAAGUUUGUCACGACACGUUUCUUGUAUUUGAUUUUUUAAAAACAGAAACUAUUUGUGCUUUGUGAUUUACCAUACCUGACCGUUUCAGUAUGUGUUUUUUUUAAAUGCAUGAGUUUCGUUCGUGUGCAAAUUUUAAACCAUCAGGCAGAAUUGUUUGAGAACAUCUCACAUCAAGGUGCCAGCUGAGGCUUAAAAUUGUGAUUGAUGUGGUGACUCUAGUUGGGUGUAUAUUGUUCUGUUUUACUCCAUUUCUGCAUUUUGUUCCUCAAAUUGUCAUAAUAUACUUUCAACACCAGUAUGUAAAUAUUGAUUGUUUCUACAUAAAAAGUGGUCAUAAUAAAAAUUAAUGCCAUA
Messenger RNA from Sebastes umbrosus (honeycomb rockfish), 2265 nucleotides. RefSeq names its product transmembrane protein 127 (gene tmem127). The transcript has 3 exons. Gene Ontology annotation, cellular component: membrane. The record is from RefSeq and is a predicted model, not a curated record. Lineage: Eukaryota; Metazoa; Chordata; Actinopteri; Perciformes; Sebastidae. Gene Ontology annotation, biological process: negative regulation of cell population proliferation; negative regulation of TOR signaling. The coding region runs from base 349 to 1068 and encodes 239 amino acids.